Molecule: messenger RNA, 987 nt
Organism: Dentiscutata heterogama
Lineage: Eukaryota; Fungi; Glomeromycota; Glomeromycetes; Diversisporales; Gigasporaceae
Source: the annotation of a GenBank genome assembly
CAGCCUUUAUCAUUAGACAAAGAUCCAUUAUUACUAGAUGAUGAAUGUUCUUUAGAUGAGUCCUCUAUAAAUAGUAAACCUUUUUCAGAUGAAGAAUCUCAAAAUACAAUCACAGAAACAUCAACAACAUCACAACAAAACAUUAUAGCUAAAAGAAAAAGUAAUAGUAACUUACAAAAUAACAAUAGUAAUAAAAAAUCUAAGCAGGAAAAAGUUGGGAAUGAUAAUCUUGAACAAUGUACAAGUACAUUUGAAAUUACAACAAGCACAACAAAUUUAGCUAGCUAUCUUCGAACUAUACAUAGAUUAAGUAAAACUAGUCCUUUAUUACCUUUAAAAUUAGUCAAUCAUCAGAAACCACUUCCAAAUAAAAAACAAAAUAGAAUUACUUCUAGAAUACUAGCAUGGAUAGUUGAUGACAUACAACCUUUUAAUGUUUUAGUAAAUGAACGAUUUCAGGAUAUCUUACAUGAAACAGAACCACAAAUCCAAUUUCUGGAUGAAGAUUUGGUUAAGCAAAAUUUAUUUAAAUCAGUAAUAAUAAAAAGGCUCCAAAAAGAUCUUAUAAAAGAUAAAGAAAGAAAUGUUAGAAAUAAUGCUAAAGCACUUGAAAAGUUACUUCUUGAUGAUGAUAAGUUGCUAAGAAUUCAGGAGUUGGUUGAAUUGUUAGGUCUAUUUGCACAUGUUACAACUAUAGUAGAAGAAACUCUCACAUAUCUGAUUAUUUGUAAUGUACAUGAUAAAAUUGAGCUAUCAUUUGAUGAAUAUUGGGAAGAACCUGGGCCAGAAAAAUAUAUUGCAGCAAGGUUGGAUCCAAGAUUUAAAAACUUAGGUUUUGAGCCUGCAAAAUUUGAAUUAACAAAAGAUGAAUUAAAACACAAGAUGAUGGAAAGUAUAAAAAAUAAUAAUUAUUCCUUACCCAACAAUAAUUCACCUACUUUGCUAUUAAGCUCACUAUUCGAAGAAAUUACUCACAAGUCAUGCCCU